AGAGAGAGAGAGAUUCAGAUAUAUACAUACAGAAAGUUUGAGAGAGAGAGGGAGGGAGGGGGCAAAGGUGCAGCAUUUGGUCUCUGCAAUCCUCAGCAAACUCUCCUUUAUUAAAGUGUCUCCGGUCUUCAUCUUGUCCCCCAUCCAUCUUUUCCGGCAGCUUUGUUUUUUUUUUAAUUUUUUUUCCUUCCCGUUAGUUGGUUUUUUUUUGUUUCCGGUGUGUUUCACCGGCAAUCACCGACGAUGAACUAAUUUUAGGUGUUUUCUCCGACUAAUCGUUUACGCAGCUGCCUGUGUAGUCAAACAUCUGUUUGAUCUGAUUAAUAGCGAACGAAAGCAAUUAAGGAUGAAUCUCUGGCGGUAAGACCUUGGUCAUUUGUUUAUGAGACUACGUCCGCCGGUGAUUUGAAUCUGAGCUAACAAUGAAGAUGCCGGCGAACAGUUCCGGAUCCACUUUAACAACGGCGAAUCAUGGCGAAGGUGGAGCCAAGAACCGCAUAAUAAAUCCGGAGCUAUGGCAAGCCUGUGCCGGACCUCUGGUCAACUUACCGGCGUCUGGGACCCACGUCGUCUAUUUCCCUCAAGGCCACAGUGAACAGGUUGCUGCAUCUAUGAAGAAGGAUGUGGACGCUCAAAUUCCAAACUAUCCCAAUCUUCAGUCAAAAUUGUUGUGCAUCCUUCAUGACGUCACAUUGCAUGCCGACACAGAAACAGAUGAAGUAUAUGCUCAGAUGACUCUCCAACCUGUUCCUUCGUUUGAUAAAGAAGCACUAUUGAGGUCGGACCUGUUGAUGAAAGCACACAAGCCACAAACAGAGUUUUUUUGCAAAACUCUGACAGCAAGUGAUACAAGCACCCAUGGAGGAUUUUCGGUUCCUCGUCGAGCAGCCGAAAAGAUCUUCCCUCCUCUUGAUUUUUCGAUGCAACCACCUGCACAAGAACUUGUGGCCAGGGAUUUACAUGACAAUGUAUGGACAUUUCGCCAUAUUUAUCGUGGUCAACCAAAACGUCACUUGCUCACGACUGGUUGGAGUCUCUUUGUUAGUGGAAAGAGGCUUUUUGCAGGAGACUCAGUCUUGUUUAUAAGGGACGAAAAGCAACAGCUUCUUUUGGGUAUUAGACGAGCAAACAGACAACCAGCCAAUUUAUCAUCAUCAGUUUUGUCGAGUGAUAGUAUGCAUAUUGGAAUCUUGGCGGCUGCUGCGCAUGCAGCUGCAAACAACAGUCCUUUCACUGUGUUUUAUAAUCCAAGGGCUAGUCCAUCAGAAUUUGUGAUUCCAUUAGCCAAGUACUACAAAGCAGUAUGCAGUAAUCAAAUAUCUCUUGGCAUGCGGUUCCGGAUGAUGUUCGAGACUGAAGAGUCGGGAACAAGAAGGUAUAUGGGUACGAUUACUGGGAUCAGUGAUCUUGAUGGUGUGAGAUGGAAGAACUCACAAUGGCGUAACCUACAGGUUGGCUGGGAUGAGGCAACUGCUGGGGAGAGGCGUAACCGAGUCUCGAUUUGGGACAUUGAACCUGUUACCUCUCCCUUUUUCAUCUGCCCGACACCACCCUUUUACCAAUCAAAACGUCCAAGACAACAAGGAAUGCUAGGUGAUGAAUCUGCGGAUAUUGACAACUUAGUCAAGAGAACAAUGCCGUGGCUUGGUGAAGAUAUGUCCAUGAAGGAUCCUGGCCUGAGUUUAGUCCAAUGGAUGAACAUGCAGCAAGGUUCAUCUCUGGCUAAUCAAAUCCAACCAAGCUACUUGAAUCCUUUGGCGGGAUCUGUCCUGCAAAACUACGGGGGACCAGAUCUUUCACGGCAGUUGGGCUUGUCAGCACCACAAAUGCUUACACAGAACAACCUACAGUUCAAUAAUCAACGGUCAACCUCACAGCUUGAUCAGCUACAAAAACUACCUCAACCUGCCACCACCACAAACCCAUUAGCAGUGAUGAUGCAGCCACAACAGUUGACAGACCUAACCCAGCAAACGGUUAGGCAAACUUUGAUCAAUCAAACACUGCCUCAGAACCAAAUUCAGUCACAGAUUCCAUCUCAAAAUGUUCUUCAGCAGCAGUCGAUGCAAAACCAUGAGUUCCAGAGAAACCUUCAGCUGCAACAGCAGCAGCAGAUGAUGGCGGUGAGUCAAAAUCAGCAGAAAAUCUCGUUGCCAUCUCAGUUUCCUGAUCAACAAAUUAGUCAAAAGUUACAGAUGCCGGAAAAUCAGAUUCAACUUCUACAGAAGCUUCAUCAUCAGCAACAAGCACUUUUAGCACAGCAAGGACAACAUCCUCAAGAUCAACAGAAACCAUUGAUAGAUGUACCUCAAAGCUUUGCAAGGUCAAUACCAACCAGCCAAAUGAUGGAAAUGCCAUCUCAAAUUCCAAUCACAUCACAACCACAACAAAUGCCAAGAAAGAAUAGCGAAGCAAAUUUUCGAUUUUCUCAUCUUUCUCAGCAACCAAAGCUACAACAUCAGCAGCCGGAGUUGUCAGGACAGAUGACAGGUGCAACCCCAAUGCCAAUCAAUCUGCUCUCAACAAAUGGCAGCAGUUUAUUGACAGGAACUGCAGGUGGAGGUCAAUCUGGGAUCAGUGAUGAUGUUCCAUCGUGUUCCACAUCACCCUCAACAAAUAACUGCCCAAACAUGGUUCCUUCGAUAGUCAAUGGUCGAUCCUACGGAAGUACAACUAUGGGUGGUGAAGAGAUAAUUCAGGCUUCUGCUCAUCUAAUGAAUACCACUGGAUUGGAAACGGUAUCAGCAAAUGGAAACUUUGUUAAAGAAUUGCAGCAAAAAGCUGAUGUGAAACCUUCGGUGAAUGUCUCAAAGAUUCACAACCAAGGAUUUUUAGCCCCACAGACAUACUUGCAUAAUCUUGCUGGAACCCAGAUGGAUUACUUGGACAGUUCUUCAUCAGCAACUUCAGUUUGCCUUUCCCAGAAUGAUGUUCAUUUGCAACCUCAGAACUCGAAUCAGCUGUCUUUCAACUCACAACCAUUGCCAUUUCGAGAUACAAUUCAAGAUGGGGAAGUUCAAGAUGAUCCUAGAGCAGAUAUUCCAUUUGGGGUGAACAUGGACAACCGCUUGGGAAUGUCAUCAGUGAUUCCUGACCCUUUGCUCACAAAAGGAAUGAUGGGAUCUGGUAAAGAUUUCCAAAAUAAUCACAGCUCAGGAGGCAUGAUUUCUAGUUAUGAAAACCCCAGCAAAGACACUCAACCGGAACUCUCUUCAUCCAUGGUCUCUCAGUCGUUUGGAGUUCCAGAUAUGACUUUCAACUCCAUUGAUUCCACCAUAAAUGACAGCAGCUUAUUGAACAGUGCCGUCUGGGCCCCACCACCGCAACAGUUUCAGCGAAUGCGGACAUAUACCAAGGUCUACAAGCGAGGAGCAGUUGGAAGAUCAAUAGAUAUUACUGCAUAUUCAGGAUAUGACGAGCUUAAACAAGACCUGGCUCGAAGGUUUGGUAUUGAGGGUCAACUGGAGGAUCGACAAAGAAUUGGCUGGAAACUUGUCUAUGUGGAUCAUGAGAGCGAUGUUCUCCUCGUUGGGGAUGACCCUUGGGAGGAGUUUGUAAACUGCGUUCGCUGCAUCAAGAUCUUGUCUCCUCAAGAAGUCCAGCAGAUGAGUUUGGAUGGAGAUUUUGGCGGCAACAGUGUUCUUCCAAAUCAAGCUUGCAGCAGUUCUGGUGGAGGAAAAGUGUAAGGAUUGUCUUUCCAACCUUUAACCUCUAGGAACUUCUUACUAUUAUUAUAGUCAGCCACGGAUCCUGUGUUCCUAGUUUCUUGAACCGGGAGUUUUUAGCCAUGAAUGGGACUCAGACCAUGUCCGAGAUUAAACUUAUCUUGUCUAGACACCUGCAGAAUUUCUGUUUACAGAAUAUCAUCCAUUUGUACAAAGAUUUGCUCUUAAAGACUUCUAAUGAGAGAAUUGCUUAUCGGUUUUGCUUUC
Molecule: messenger RNA, 3932 nt
Organism: Cynara cardunculus var. scolymus (artichoke)
Lineage: Eukaryota; Viridiplantae; Streptophyta; Magnoliopsida; Asterales; Asteraceae
Product: auxin response factor 19-like
Exons: 14
Coding region: 423-3686 (1087 amino acids)
Biological process (GO): regulation of DNA-templated transcription; response to hormone
Cellular component (GO): nucleus
Molecular function (GO): DNA binding; protein binding
Source: RefSeq, a predicted model, not a curated record